GUGCAAGAACCCAGAGCUGCUGAAGGCUGGGGGCUGCAGAGGAACUGCAGAGAGACCAGCAAGCCAUGGUGUUUCCAUGGAGAUGCCAGAGUACUUGGUGGGGCCCAUGGAGCAUCCUCAAGCUGUGUGUCUGGACAGUGCUCUGUUGUGACUUCCUGGCGCACCAUGGAACUCACUGUUGGACAUACCACUAUUCUGAAAAAUCCAUGAACUGGGAAAAUGCUAGAAAGUUCUGCAAGGAAAACUACACAGAUUUAGUGGCCAUACAAAAUAAGAGAGAAAUUGAAUAUUUGGAGAAGACAUUGCCCAAAAACCCUACUUACUACUGGAUAGGAAUCCGGAAAAUUGGAAGCACAUGGACAUGGGUGGGAACCAACAAGCCUCUCACUAAAGAAGCAGAGAACUGGGGAGCUGGAGAGCCCAACAAUAAGAAGUCCAAGGAGGACUGUGUAGAGAUCUAUAUCAAGAGGGAAAAAGACUCUGGGAAAUGGAACGACGAUGCUUGCCACAAGCGAAAGGCAGCUCUCUGCUACACAGCCUCUUGCCAGUCUGGGUCUUGCAGUGGCCAUGGAGAAUGCGUGGAAACCAUCAACAAUCACACCUGCAACUGUGACGAGGGGUUUUACGGGCCCCAGUGUCAGUAUGUGGUCCAGUGUGAGCCAUUGAAGGCCCCAGAACUGGGUACCAUGGACUGCACUCACUCCUGGGGACACUUCAGCUUCCAAUCACAGUGUACUUUCAACUGUUCGGAGGGAACAGAGCUUCUUGGGACUAGAGAAACCCACUGCGGAUCGUAUGGAAACUGGACAUCCCUAGAGCCUGUCUGUCAAGUGACUCAGUGCCAGCCUCUCACAGCACCUGACCUGGGAACGAUGGAAUGCAGUCACCCCCUGGCCAACUUCAGCUUCACUUCUGCCUGUACUUUCACCUGCUCAGCAGGAACUGACUUAAUUGGAGAGAGAAUAAGUGUCUGCGGGACAGCUGGCAUCUGGUCUAGUCCUCGUCCUCUAUGUCAAAAGACAGACAGAAGUUUCUCAAAGAUCAAGGAAGGCGACUAUAACCCCCUCUUCAUUCCGGUGGCUGUCACCGUUACUGCAUUCUCGGGGCUGGCAUUUAUCAUUUGGCUGGCAAGGAGGUUAAAAAGAGGCAAGAAAUCUCAGAAAAGGAUGGAUGAUCCAUACUAA
This is a messenger RNA of Microtus oregoni (creeping vole), 1184 nucleotides long. It is a transcript of the gene Sell, whose product is annotated as selectin L. Gene Ontology annotation, cellular component: membrane; external side of plasma membrane. NCBI's taxonomy places the organism in Eukaryota, Metazoa, Chordata, Mammalia, Rodentia, Cricetidae. The coding region runs from base 66 to 1184 and encodes 372 amino acids. The record is from RefSeq and is a predicted model, not a curated record. Gene Ontology annotation, biological process: heterophilic cell-cell adhesion; leukocyte tethering or rolling; response to cytokine. Gene Ontology annotation, molecular function: sialic acid binding; oligosaccharide binding. The transcript is spliced from 9 exons.